This is a messenger RNA of Arabidopsis arenosa, 748 nucleotides long. NCBI's taxonomy places the organism in Eukaryota, Viridiplantae, Streptophyta, Magnoliopsida, Brassicales, Brassicaceae. The record is from the annotation of a GenBank genome assembly.
AGUGGUGACCAUGUCUUACGUUCCAUCGAACUCAACUGAAUCCCUGUUACUGAAACUUGCGUUUCUCGUCUCUGUUCCAAUCUGUUGCAUAUUAAUCGUCGUCCUACUUCUUUAUAUCAGGUCUUAUCUUCGAAUGCAUCGAAACAACAAUCUCUCAACGGCUGAAUUAGGACUGAGCAAAGAUAUAAGAGAGAUGCUUCCCAUUGUUAUCUACAAGGAGAGUUUCACUGUCAAAGAUACACAAUGUUCAGUGUGUCUUGGGGACUACCAAGCAGAAGAGAAACUCCAACAAAUGCCAUCAUGUGGGCACACUUUUCACAUGGAAUGUAUUGAUCUUUGGCUCACUUCACACACAAAUUGCCCUCUUUGUCGUCUCUCUCUUAUCCCCAAACCGCCCCUAGACGGGUGCCAUCAAACCCCAGAGAUUAUCUCUCCCAUAGAGAACUCUAACGGAGGAGGAACUUCUGCUCAACCAGAUUCCCAAUCAACAACCGAAGCAGUAAGUCACAUCGAGGAUAUCCAAGAAGGUAACGCAGAUAGUCCAGAAGUCUCUAAGGAACCGGAAGAGAAUGACCGAAACAGCGUAGGGACAUCUGAUGGUUGUUGUACUUGUAGACUUGGUUAAAAAGCAUAAAAGCUUUGUCUUGUCUCUUGAUGAUAUUUUGGUAAGAAAUAAGGAUUUUUGUUUUCUCUCUUGCGUUUGUUACUUGUAACAUUGGUAUGAGUGAAAUGAAUGCAUGAUCCAUUA